This is a messenger RNA of Ictidomys tridecemlineatus (thirteen-lined ground squirrel), 3117 nucleotides long. It is a transcript of the gene Timm17b, whose product is annotated as translocase of inner mitochondrial membrane 17B. Gene Ontology annotation, molecular function: transmembrane protein transporter activity. NCBI's taxonomy places the organism in Eukaryota, Metazoa, Chordata, Mammalia, Rodentia, Sciuridae. The record is from RefSeq and is a predicted model, not a curated record. Gene Ontology annotation, biological process: protein import into mitochondrial matrix. Gene Ontology annotation, cellular component: TIM23 mitochondrial import inner membrane translocase complex.
UGAGUAGGGUCUUACUAAGUUGCCCAGACUGGCCUUGAAUUCGGGGUCCUCCUUAGCCUCCCAAGUGACUUGGAUUAUAGGCAUGUGCCAUCAAACCUGGCUAUCUUGUUACUAUCUGAAGUGUUUUUUUCUGCUGCAUGAACUUCCCAUUCUGGUGACAUGGUUUCUCCCAGUUGGAAAGAGUCUAGAUGCUGGGGCCUGGGGUAAUCAGCUUGCAUUAACUCCAUCUUUCCCUUCCUGCUUGCAGCCCAUGGCGAAUUGUGGAUGAUUGUGGUGGAGCCUUCACUAUGGGUGUCAUUGGAGGUGGAGUCUUCCAGGCUAUCAAGGGCUUCCGCAAUGCCCCUGUUGGAAUUCAACAUCGGUUAAGGAGUAGUAUCAACACUGUGAGGAUCCAUGCACCCCAGAUUGGAGGUAGCUUUGCAGUGUGGGGGUUCCUGUUCUCAACCGUGGACUGCGGCCUGGUGCAGCUGCGAGGCAGGGAGGAUCCCUGGAACUCCAUCACUAGUGGUGCAGUGACUGGGGCUGUGCUGGCUGCCCGCAGUGGACCAUUGGCAAUGGUGGGCUCAGCGAUGAUGGGGGGCAUUCUAUUAGCCCUCGUUGAGGGUGUUAGCAUCCUCCUCACUCGCUUUACCUCCCGACAGUUCCGCAAUGUACCCCCAUUGCUAGAGGACCCCAGCCAACUCUCCCCUAAGGAGGAUACCCCAGACACAGACUUUCCCAGCUGUCAGCAAUACCAUUAAGGAAGCCGCCACAUGACACCACCACUAUGGGAGCUGCUCCUCGGUUCUCUCACCAGUGAUCUACCUCUAAGGGAGGGCUAACUUUUAGUUAGCCCUGGACUCUCCCGAGAGGGCCUUUAUUCUGCUCCCUUGUCCCAGGGUAGGGGUGGGGCAUCCCAGUGGCCUUGACAGGCCGAUUCCCUUUUUCUCUCUCAGGGCACCCUAGUCCCACAUUCACAUGUAAUAAGUUCUCAUCCCAGCUUCUUUGUGUUGCACCAUGAUGAGUUUUUUAAAGCCAGUUUUGAAAUUCCUGUUUAUGCACUCCCAGGACCUCCCUCUCAGGACAAGGGCAGAGCCCUUUUCAUGACUCAGAAGCCCUAGGACUUAGAGUCCCACCAUGAAUGGGCUCUAAUAAACAUUUAUGGGAUGAAUGAGCAGGAAGGGAGAAGUGCAUGAAGAUAAGAAUUGGGUACAUGCAUAAGGGUGUGCAGGAGCCAAACAAUGAAUGAGCAGACAGGAACAUGUUUGAAAAGAAGUGCACAAACACAGGGAUUGUUGGGGGUGCACAUGUUUGUGCAUGUUGUACCCCUGACACUGUACACAUACACAUUCUGCUAUCCUGACCCCUCCUCCAUAAGCUCCCAUGGCCAAAGCUGGGAAAUUGACCUUACAAGAAGCCCUUUCUUUCUAGAUACCAGUCACCCCAUUUUCAAAAAUUAUCCCCAUCCAAUGUGACCUCACUGUGGCCCUAGAAUGGAAGUUGGUGUCAGGGAGAUAUGGUUUCUUCAAAAAAAGGUCUCCUGUGUCAGUCUCCCCUUCUAUCACAGGAAUACUUUUCUACAGAGUAGAUCAUGCAGUGUUGUCAGUUGUUUGGAUCACUGUCUUAGCCCACCUGAGCCUCCAGAGUAGCUAGGAUUACAGGUGUGCCUCACCAUGAUUGGCUUAGUUGUUUGUUUGUUCAGGCCAAUCAUAAAAGAACUAGAAAUUAAUUUUCAUUUUAGGAUAGGAAAUGAAUGGGCAAGAGAUUUUUUUGGAUGGACAUCACAUUCACGUGAUGUCACUUAUGUGUAAAUCCUAUGUGGCUGAGGCAAAUUGGGGUGCAAAUGCCACAGGGAGGCACAAAAGCUUCCAGAGAAAUCAAGGGUUUCCUUUGCACAAACGGCCGCAGUACACAUGACCUCAUGGGAGACAAAACCUGUUCCUAUCUGCAAGCCAUUGCAACUUGAUGGAAAUGCUCUUUCCCUGGUAUAAUAUUGGUUCAUAGGGAUGCAAAGGUGUCAGAGCCACUAUGCAUCCUGCAUGAAUGAUAGUGCCAGGUAGUGCAUGACCACCCCACCAAGGGCCUGAGAAAAGCAGGGCAGGAUGGGGUUAGUGUGCAUCAGGAACAUGGCUGGAGCCUUGGGGUAUGACCCCUAACCAUUGGUGCCACAGACACUUAGAGCAGCAGUGCCUUCUGGACCUCUUCUGCACUCCUAGGCCUCAUCCCACUCAGGAUUAUUCCAGUGGCCUUUUUGGUCUAGUCUGCUAGUUACUUCCAGCCCUCAUCUUGCUUACUACCUCUGCCAGGCCUUUCUUUUCCAGGAGUCCACCAGCCUUACUCCUUGCCCAUCUUUCCAUGCUGCCCUCUAAGGCAAAUGCAGCUACCGCCUCUACACAAUCCUACACUAUCUCCCUCGUCCCCUUUAAAUGGGCCCUGGCCCUACAAACCCCUUACUAUCUGCAGGUUCUCCAUCCUCUGUAGCCUCUAAAUUCUACCUCAUCUAACUUUAAGGUCCCAUCCCUUAAGGCACUUCCAAAUGCUAUGGCAGUCAGCCCUCCUCUGUGCCUGGGAAUCCAUUCAAGUUCACCACUGGGGGGCAACUGGACCAAUGCAGUCUGGGCCCCUGUAGGUGGCUCGCCUGCUCACCAAGUAACAUUCAGGGCCUCUUCCUACAGUAGUUCCUCCAGCCUCUAGUUGGGAUAGGGUAGGCUGAUGCCAGAUUUAAAAUAUGAAGGAGAGGGGUUAGAAAGUGAGGCUUAGAAAAUAAAGAAUCUGCACCCUGGGUAAUUUGUACUGCUAAAGUUUUAAUAAACUUGAAAUGAGAAGGAGGGAAAGAAAGAGUUGUAGGGCAGCUUCAGAUUAUGGUGCAUGUGUCAGCUUCCUAAGAGAAAUAUAGGGUCAGAUUCAGGGAGGGACUGAGAUGGAGAGAAGGUAAAAGAGACAACAGAGUUGAGAGAUGAGAAGUAGAAACAAAGAGAUGCACAUAGGGAGAUACAGAGGUGGAGGCAGAAAGAGACAUGCAAGAGAUAAAUGAAAAAAGAGGGAAAGAGCAGGGCAUGGUGACACAUGCCUUUAAUCCCAGCAGCUUGGGAGACUGAGGUAGGAGGAUCAUGAGUUCAAAACCAGCCUCCGCAACUU